UAAUUCUGAUACAUCCGAGCGGGAAGAUAUCUUUGUAUUAUGAGAACGUUCCUGAAGAAAUCCGGAAUAGUGGACCGGAAUCGGUCGUUAACGGUGAUAUUAAGUGUGGAGAAAAAGGGAAGAAUCCGCGUAUGUCAGUUAAUGGAAAAUGGAUCAAAACUGGAACUUUGGUAGAGCAUGAAGUUGAUGGCGAUUGUCCAAAACACAAGUCGAGUAAAGCAUGUGAAGACGCUACAACAUCGAACACAAGGUGUUUGUGGUGUGAAAAAGCUAAUAUGUGCAUUACUAGCAAUGAUAAGGAUACUCAGGACUUCAAAGUCAGUCUUUGCCAGAAUAAAAAUAGCUUGAUUGACGUUCCAAGUGAACCAAAAGUUGUCGAAGAAGACAAAACAACUCCAGCAACUACUGUAACCGACUUAAGAACUGAAUUGAAGCAGACUACUGAAAACACUGAAACUCAUUCGAAUGUGACAACACAAAUGAAUGAAGAUAAGAAACAAGGAGAGUCUCGCAAUUACGCGUACAUUAUUGUACCAGUAGUUGUCACAUUCAUUGUUAUAUGCAUCGUCUGUGCCAUUGGAAUAUGGUUUUAUAGAAAAGAGAAAAGUAUUCCAUGUUUAUCAUAAACGACUUCUUGUUUGUUUUCAUCAUUCUGACUCUUUCAUUUUCCUUUUUUAUUUUACUGUAAACACUUUCCAUUAUGUUAAUCAUUUCAGUAAAUCGGAGAUUGUUCCAUGGGACAGCACGCGACUACC
Schistosoma spindalis is the source of this 755-nucleotide messenger RNA. NCBI's taxonomy places the organism in Eukaryota, Metazoa, Platyhelminthes, Trematoda, Strigeidida, Schistosomatidae. The record is from the annotation of a GenBank genome assembly.